AAAUCCUACAAUUAUUAUCCACCUUGUUCAUCCCUUUUGUGUACAAAAAGUUAACCCGACCCGAUUUGAUCAUACCUAGGGUUUAUCCUCCACUUUCAAUUGGUUCAUAUUCGCUCCUUACUGUUUUUUUGUUUUUUAUGCUAUGGCUGUUAGACCGGAGGGGAAUUUGCCGGUUGGAUACCGGUUCAGGCCGACCGAUGAAGAGCUGAUAAAUCACUAUCUGAGAUUGAAAAUCAAUGGAUUUCAUAGUGAAGUUAGUGUGAUUCGUGAGGUUGAUGUUUGUAAAUGCGAGCCUUGGGAUUUACCUGAUUUGUCGCUGAUACACUCAAUUGAUAAUGAGUGGUUCUUUUUCUGCCCCAAGGAUCGUAAGUAUCAGAACGGGCAGCGAGCCAACAGAGCUACUGUGGCCGGGUACUGGAAAGCAACUGGAAAAGACAGGUUUAUAAAGUCUGGGAAAGGGCUGAAUGUGAUUGGCAGGAAGAAAACACUAGUCUUCUAUACGGGCCGUGCGCCCAGGGGCGAGAGGACUCAUUGGGUUAUUCAUGAGUAUUCUGCAACUGAUGAAGCGCUUAGUGGUACACGUCCUGGACAGAGUCCUUACGUCCUGUGCCGUCUUUUUAAGAAGCAUGAUGGGAAGCAGGACGAGAUGAGUGAAAGCUUAAAUUGUGAAGAAGUUGAACAGGUCGUUCUAUCUCCUACUGUAUUUAAACCCUCCCAUGAAGAUGCCUUGUCAGAACAAGAAACCCAGUUGUUGAGCAGACAGCCUGAUGGUUAUGAAACUAAUCAUGAAACCCCAUCAACAAUUGACCAGUACAGCUUUCAAGGCAAUACCUGUAUUAGUGAGGAAGCUGAUGGUCAAUUGUUAGACAUGACGUCUAUCCAGCCCAAUCCAGACCCGGAAAAUGCCUUUGGUGAUUUCAGUGAAGUGCCAGAUCAUGAUUCGAAAAUCUUUUCCCCGUGUCAUAUGCAAAUGAUGGAAGACUAUUAUCACAACUCUACAGUCUUGGGAAAUGACAACAAUGAGGAUAUAGAUAUUGCAUCGUUCCUGGAUUCAAUUCUGGCGACUUCUGAUGAUUGUUCAUAUGAAGAUUCUGCCAGUCACCCUAUUCCUGCUAUUGGCAAUGAGAGCCCGAAGUACAUUGGUUCAAUAGAUGGGAGCUUUGUCAAGGGUAGCGGAUCUGGCAGUGAAUCAGAUAUGGAACUAUUGCAUGGCCAGCUUGAUUCAGGAGGAUAUCUUCAGGAUGGAUUUCUCAUGGAGGCUCAGCAAAAUAUACCUUCCACGAUGAUGUUAAGAUCUACGAUAGGUUUGGCAGCUCCUGAAGUUAGAAACGAAGAAGCACAAAGGAAUAUGCAACUCAUGCAAAAUAGAGCGGAUGUUUCGUCUACUGAUGUUUCUACUAGUAAUGGAAUCAAAAUAAGGUCUCGCCAACCAAAAAUUGUUCAACAGAGUGCCCAGAAUGUCAUGGCUCAUGGAACUGCCCCAAGAAGAAUCCGUUUGCUGAUGAACCCUCAAGUUGGAUCAAAUUAUGGCAGCCUUACAGAUGAAAAUGCUGAAGCAGAACUUCCGCUUAUUGAGGAGAAAGAUGCCAAGGACCAGCAAACUUCUGCUGAUGAUGUUGCUCCAGAUGCUGUUUCUUCAACAGGUGAGACUGCAAAGGAUCACGAUCAGGAUGAACAAGAUUCUCAAGAAUCAAGUUUUAAUGUAUUUUCAAAGGCUUCCUUCAUGUUCUCAAAGGCUCCUCCUUUUCUGAGCUCCAUAUCCUCGGCACUGCAUAUAUUUCUUGUUUUGGGAGUGGUACUAGUAGCUGUCGCCUUUUGUGGCUGCUUUAUGUCAUGAGGUAUCUCUAUCUGGGCAACUCUUUAUGCUAGUAAUUUUGCUCUGUUCUAAUGUCUAAUUAUUUUGCUUAGUGUCAUAUGACUAAGAAGAGAAACACCACUGUUGGAAUCUAUUUGCUGUGCCUGUACUACUGAUAAGUAGGUCUAGCAUAGUUCAGGGAAAUUGUAAUCAGCUUAGUCUGUUAUAUAAUCAUAAUGACAAUUUUGUUUUGUUUA
Daucus carota subsp. sativus is the source of this 2052-nucleotide messenger RNA. RefSeq names its product NAC domain-containing protein 62. Gene Ontology annotation, biological process: regulation of DNA-templated transcription. The coding region runs from base 143 to 1837 and encodes 564 amino acids. The transcript is spliced from 6 exons. Gene Ontology annotation, molecular function: DNA binding. The record is from RefSeq and is a predicted model, not a curated record. NCBI's taxonomy places the organism in Eukaryota, Viridiplantae, Streptophyta, Magnoliopsida, Apiales, Apiaceae.